This is a messenger RNA of Punica granatum (pomegranate), 1080 nucleotides long. Lineage: Eukaryota; Viridiplantae; Streptophyta; Magnoliopsida; Myrtales; Lythraceae. The record is from RefSeq and is a predicted model, not a curated record.
AUGCUAUUUGGGGCAGCAAUAAGAGUAAUUGUUGUCUGGAGUACGAGUGUGUUUGCUUUAUUCAUCUCCUCGUCUGAUUAUCGCUUCUUGUCUAUUGAAGGGAUGUUUUCUGCUCUUAGUAUUGAUUGUAUUAUCACUGUGGUUUAUGCUCCAAAUGUUCGUGCUCUUCGCAAUGGUUUAUGGGAGGUUCUAUCCUACAGCUUCUUAAACAUGACUAAACCUUGGUGUCUGCUUGGUGACUUCAAUGAAGUGUUGCAUCCGGAUGAGCGGAGUGGAGCAACUGCUUUUACUGUUGGCAUGCGUAAUUUAAGGUGUUCAGUGGACUCGGGCAAUCUCAUUGAAUACCCUCUGUUGGGAAGAAGCUUGUCUUCAUCUGGACUUAGCAAAGGAUUAUCUGAUCAUUGUCCGAUUCUCUUAUCGUUUGCUGAUGUAAAUUGGAGGCCAAGGCCUUUCAGAGUCCUUGAUUGUUGGUGGCUCAAAAAGGAUUUCGGGAACGUGGUGGCUGACUUUUGGCGGGUUUCUUCUUCAUCUUCUCAUAAUAUUGCUUCGGCUCUCAGAUCUGUCUCUGAUUUUGAGAAAGAGAUUGAUAGCCUUGAGCUUAUUAAGGAGACAAGACCUUUAACUCAUUCUGAACUAUCUCGAGGAAGAUCUCUCCGUGAGCAGCUCGUUAAGCAGCACAGGAAGGAGGAAUCUCUCUGGAAGUCAUGGAUUCAGUGGUGUAAGCUUGGGGACAAGAGCACGAGCUUCUUUCAUCUGUCAACCUCGAUAAGAGGUUCCGGGAACAAGAUCAACUCUAUUUCUAUCGAUGGCAGGAUCAUUUCUCAACUGAAGGAAGUAAAUUACGCAGUGAGAGACCACUUCCACCGCCUUUAUUCCGUAGAUGACUCUGUUGCACUUGCCUGCCCGGGUCUACGUUUCAAACGAAUUUCUUCUUCAGCAGCCGAACAGCUAGAAUCUUUCUUUGACUUUGAGGAAAUCAGAGCUGCUGUUUGGGAUUGUGAGAGCUCUAAUUCCCCCGGACCGGAUGGUCUGGACUUUUUCUUCAUAAAAAAGCAUGGAAUAUUCUUGGGCCAAAUGUAG